AUGGGAAGCGUCUUUUUGCCCCAUUUACAUACAGGAUGGCAUGUUGACCAAGCUAUUUUGUCCGAGGAUAGCCGCCUGGUUGUCAUUCGAUUCGGCAGAGAAACAGACCCUGAUUGCAUGUUGAUGGACGAAAUUCUCUACCGCGUCACCGAAGAAGUGAAAAACUUUGCAGUCUGCUACCUUGUUAACAUAGAUGAGGUGCCAGAUUUCAACACGAUGUAUGAACUCUAUGACCCCAUGACCAUCAUGUUCUUUCACAGAAACAAACAUAUGAUGUGUGAUUUUGGAACAGGCAAUAACAACAAGCUCAAUUUUGUGCUCCAAAGUAAACAGGAAAUGAUAGACAUAAUUGAAACAAUCUACAGAGGAGCCAUGAAAGGAAAAGGUUUGGUUGUCAGUCCAAAGAGUUAUAGUCACACUAAUAGAAGCACAGGUUUUUGA
Komagataella phaffii GS115 is the source of this 441-nucleotide messenger RNA. RefSeq names its product 17-kDa component of the U4/U6aU5 tri-snRNP, plays an essential role in pre-mRNA splicing. Gene Ontology annotation, biological process: mRNA splicing, via spliceosome. Gene Ontology annotation, cellular component: spliceosomal complex; U5 snRNP; U4/U6 x U5 tri-snRNP complex. The transcript is spliced from 2 exons. The record is from RefSeq and is a predicted model, not a curated record. Lineage: Eukaryota; Fungi; Ascomycota; Pichiomycetes; Pichiales; Pichiaceae. Bases 1 to 441 code for a protein of 146 amino acids.